UGGCUUCAUCAACACCACACUUCGAUUGACGAUUUCGACAGGCCUAGGUAUCGACCAUUGAUAACAAUGCAAUCCGUUACUGACGGUGCGGGUGACUGCAAAUCCUUUCUGAUGAAAUUGCUAGUCUCGCCAUGAAUCCGUCAAGGCAACAGGCCUUUCUUCGCCUGCGUCCACCAUGCGUUGAGCUCAGCUCGGCCGCGCUGAAGUUCAAAGCAAACCAGGUCUCAGCCAAGGCAGUGCUGUUCGCUUUAGAACCUGUUCACCAGGCUUUGCAGUCACUUGCGGACGAAAAUCUCCUGGAUGAGAAAUUGGCCGAAUACGCCUUCUUCCCGUUGACUCACAUUUUCAAUCAGUCCAAACGGCUAUCUUCGCCCAUCUUGGAACUUGCAGUUCGGUGCGUGCACAUUCUCGUAUCGCGAGGAUGGCGCGACAAGCUUCUUCCCGAGAUGGCUAAGCAGCUGCUCAUUCUGAUGGGGCUAUUGGUCUCUCCGAGCCCUAACCAACAAAGCGAACCUGCUUCAGAUGAGCUCAAAGCUGCAUCUUUCUCAUGCAUCUCGGUGCUCGUGAUCCAGUCUGUACGGCUUGGAACGAACGUCCUCGAAGGAGUUGGUGAGAAGAGCAUUGUGGAUCAGCUCGUUUACCAAUUGCUCGAAUCAUUGACGGAGACCCGAUCUGACCAAGUUCAGAUAAGUGCCGCUCGUGCUCUUCUAGAACUCAACAAAGCUAUCACUGACCGGCCGUUGCUUGCGAGCUUGCUGCCUCGCACUGUCUCUACCCUCGUGAAGGUCCUACGACCGAGCACUGAAGCACGCCGGACACGAAAAGUCCUUGUGGCUUAUCUUGACCUGUUAUCGGUCGUUCUGGACAAGGUCCUUGCCGACAUUGUUGCUCUCCGCUCAAAUAUGGAAAGCAACGAUACCAAACAACCGAAGAGCGAUCAUGCCAUCAUCCUUGACGAAGCAUGGCUCGAUGCCACGACUCCUCAGAUUGACAUAGCGUUGGUUCAGGUUACCAAACUGAGAACGCAUGAAGGUUCCGAUGUCAGAAAGGCUCUUCUGGACCUUUGCCUUGUGAUAAUCGAGGACUGUUCGCAAACUCUAGCUCGCUCACUGCCUCUUAUGAUCGAGACACUCAUUGUCCUUUGCAGAUCUUCCGAUUCUCCGGAAGCGGAAGCCGCUCUCAGACAUCUAAUGAUAUCAAGACCUGAAAUUUCUGAAAUACUCAGAGCUAAGUUCUACGACUGGUCCCAAGCACUGCCACGGAUAAUGCAGGGCAACGAAGACAGACCAAAACAACAUAUGCUUGGUCAAAUUGCAACUUCAUUCGUGGCUCUGACGGAUGGUGUGGGCGGGACUAAUGAGCUGAGCACAAAGAUUGCGUCGGUCUUGGUUGAUGGAAUAACAGCUGCUAUCGCUUCUACUACGACCCAAACCAGGUUGAUAAAUGAGGCACCGCAAAUCAAUACGACCGAUCUCGUUCAGCGGUCGAGGGAGACGGAUUGCGACUUUGUGGCUGUUCUACUGAACCACCAAAGUCAACGUGCUUCCACGGCAGAGAUCAAAAAACUUGUUGACUCACUAAAGACCCAUCCGUCCGCGCAAGCUAUAGCGCGAAGCCUAGUCGACCACACCCAAGCUCCGGAUACCAAUCGAAAACUUUCGGCAACUUGGUUGGCCUUGAACUUUCUGCAGAGUCGUGGUGACGGCUUUUUGGACAUGGACAACGUUUUCGAUGACAAUCCUUCAGACUUAGAUCUGACACUUUCGCAGCCAUUCCUCGUCUCUGACUUGUACGCGUCAACAUUACCGUGGCUGCUAGAAUACUCCGAUUUCAACGACGAUGAUAAACCUGGUUGGCAACUUGUCGCACUGUCGCUAGAGUCACUCGUACUCCAGGCAACUCAGCUUGGCCAGUCAUAUCGGCCUGAGUUGAUGGAAACUCUGUUUCCGGUUCUGACGCUACUUGGCUCUCGCAAUGCAGUGCUUCAGCAACACGCAAUGACCGCGUUAAAUCUCCUAGCCAAAGCAUGCGACUAUCGUUCAGCUGCUCUGAUGCUGAUCGACAACGUCGAUUAUUUGAUAAACGCAAUUGCUCUCAGGUUGAAUGCUUUUGAUGUAUCGCGAAAUGGUUUGCAAGUCCUUGCUAUGAUGUUACGACUUUGUGGUGCAAGAUUGCUGCCUUAUCUUGACGAUCUAAUUGGGAGCAUCUUCAGUGCCCUGGAUAAUUUUCAUGGGUACCCAAGCCUCGUUGAGCAGCUUUUUGAGAUUCUGAGAAUGAUUGUCGAAGAGAGCACCAAGGCUCCGGAAGUGCUUGCGAUCGAGCCUGGACCUGCAACAGACCGACACUCCAAUAAAGGAUUUGCUGUGUCGACCGUGGAGGAUAUCGUACAUGACGUGAGAGCCAGAAAAGAGAGAAAAAGCAUGACCGAUGAGCAACAUGAGCAAACCACAUCUGCACCACAUCAACCAUGGUCAAGUACCCUAGAUAAUACGAAAGCCACGUCAGAGGUGGAAGACGGCGAGGACGAUGAGGCUGAUUUGGAAGCAAGUCCACCCGCCUCGGCUGACAAGACCAAAGAGGCUCUACUGCCAAAACCUCACCAACUUUUGCUCAAGAUCGCACAAUCCGGCGUUCCACAUAUGUCGUCGCCAUCUGCCAAGGUACGGCAUACUCUUCUAGCCUUACUGCAAGAAUUGUGUCCGCUUCUAGCAACAAACGAGAACUCCUUCCUGCCUCUGGUCAAUGAGAUAUGGCCUUCAAUCGUGGCUCGAUUACUGAUGGGAAAGGACGAUUCAUCGUCUGAGAUGCCAUACAACAUUCAAUCAGCGGCCGACACGAUAUCAGUCAUCUGUCAGGCUGCUGGAGAUUUCAUGGCGAGCCGCAUUGAAGAUAUCUUUUCAGAUCUUGAAGCACUGUUCCGCAAAUUCUCAAAGGUGGUACUCCCAUUCGAUAGGCCCCGAAUUUCAUCGACAGGAGUCAAUGCAACAGGCACAAGUUUGACCACUUUGGAUGAGAAGAUACCUAACCUUGUUGGAAGGCAUGAGGCUCACAAUUAUCUCGCUUCUGCUCUUUCGAUGCUUGGAGCUACCAGGACUACUGAUACUCAGACUUUCAAUUCCCUGGUCGGCCUGAUUCUUUCAAUUUUAGACAACGUUCGAACCACUGAAGAUAAUAUUGACAGAAUCUUUGACAUGCUGGGUCCAAUUGCCGCUAUACCUGGCAAUGGGCGUGUCACAAGGGCAUUGCUGAAACACAACGAAGAUGCCGUAUGGCUCAUGGCGCAGCAUGUGAAUGAUUAAGCGCGGAGACGGCAGUCAGAUUCGUCGAGACGGACUCUAUUUCGACCGGAAGCACGGAGCAGGCACGACCCUAUUGAAUUAUCGCUCCGUUCCACCCUGUUUACUACGUGCUUGGUCUCCAGGCUCCAGCGAGAUAAAAGUGCCGCCACCCAGCCGCCGCGCAACCGCGGCCAAGUGAAAUUCCCCAAAAC
Molecule: messenger RNA, 3490 nt
Organism: Exophiala xenobiotica
Lineage: Eukaryota; Fungi; Ascomycota; Eurotiomycetes; Chaetothyriales; Herpotrichiellaceae
Exons: 2
Coding region: 132-3299 (1055 amino acids)
Biological process (GO): chromatin remodeling
Cellular component (GO): cytoplasm
Source: RefSeq, a predicted model, not a curated record